GGCGUGCCAGUUCACAAUGGACCCUCACUCCCGCUUCUCUCACUUCAACUCUCGCCAGACAAAGGCAGGACCCAUAGCGUCUGGCUCGCGUCAUAUGGAGCAGCCCAAGACACGAAUCAGUCUUGACAACCUCUCUACUAAGAAGGGUCCGAAGACGCCAUCUACUCCCAAGAAAUCCUCGUCUAUAUCCUCCCCAUCAACCUUAUACACGGAGAGACCCACCGUUACUAACUCGAGAAUCAAGCAAGAUGAACAGUAUCGGAAGGACAUGCACCUUGCAUUCGUUAACAAUGCCCUACAAAUGAAGGCGAUGGGUAUCAGCGAUGCGUUUGAUGAACUCGUGGAUCAGUUCAAUCCGAGGAAAAUCAUCCAAGUUAUCCCAGAAGCACCCUCCCCCGCUCCUCAGCUUCGUCUGUGGAUCCUCGCCCUCUCGCAUGUUGUCUCGCGCCUCGAGCGCGUACAUUCUGGCUUGGUUGAGGCUAUCGUCAAUAUGCCAUGGACCACGAUGGACACAAGCUUCGUCAAGUCAUACACCAAUUUCAUCGGAAUGCUAGUCAGUGCGAGACCCGAGUAUCUGUCGCUUGUACUCGGGAAGAUCUCCCAAGGGCUCACAUAUCAAUCCGGUCUGCAAGCACUGGACUCCGGUUUGCCGGAAAGCUCUGCGAGGCCACUCACUCGUCGAAUAGUUUACGACCGUAUUCAUUACCUCCUGCGACAUCUGAUCUCCCUCGUACCCACGUGCCCUUCCACUCUCCAACCCCUACUUGCACGCAACUUCCCGCAUAAGCGGCAAAACCAGAUAGCCCAAGUGACAUACAUACGCAACCUGCUCCGGGUCACUGAAUAUUGUCCAGAGAUUGCCGACCGCAUACUCGCACUGGUGAUCGAUCGCGCAAUUCAAGUCGACGUUGAGAUUCAAGUGGAGUUGGAGGAGCUGGAGGAGGCAUUAGAGUCCCAGGGACAGCCGGAGGUAUUCGACCUAGAUCCGUUCGAUACUGUACUUGGCCAAGAGGGCGAUGAAAGUGAUUCCGAAGGAGAAGAAUCGGACGACGAUGGAGACAAUCUGAGCGAUCUCUCGUCUGAUGCGGGUGGUGACCCCGACGACGACUCAGACCAAGAGGAUGUUGCCACCGACUUCACGCAUAUCCAAGGCAUGGUGAACAAGCUGGAUUGCAUCCUCAAGGUCAUUUUCGAUCAUUUCAACCAGACGUAUGCCUCGUCCGACCCUGUCCUCUUGCCUCCCCCGGGCACGCCGUCUUCCCGCUCAGCAUCACCCUCUAUGUCUACUUCGACUAUCGAAAUUUCUCGCUCUCUCUCGCCAAUGACCGUCGAAGAGGGUAAGGCGCUUCGACGCGCACAGUUCCAUACCCUCCUCGCCAUAUUCGACCGAACUAUCCUGCGCACAUUCAAGUCCCGCUACACGCAAUUUGUCGUCUUCUGGUACUCCUCCCUCGAUCCCGAGUUCGCAGACCUCUUUCAAGGCAUGCUCGUCUCCAAGGCGUUACUCGAAGAAGACCAGCCCCCCGUCACACGCGCCGCCGCGGCGAGCUACAUCGCCAGCUUCGUCUCACGUGCACAGUUCGUCGAUCGUGAGGGCGCACGGCGCGUCAUCCAGGUACUCUGCAACUUCCUCCGCGCGCGGCUCGACGUCUUCGACGCGAUGGCCGCUGCGGUGCGCCAAGGGCUCGUCGGAACGUCGACUAUGAACGUCGCGCAGCACAGCGUGUUCUACGCUGUCGCGCAGGCGGUGUUCCUCAUCUUCUGCUUCCGCUGGCGCGAUCUGCUCGAGGAUCAAGAGGAGGUGGACGAGUUCGCGCCUCAACAGGGCCCGCCAAAGAAGUGGAUGCCGGAACUGGACGUUAUGCAGCGCGUAGUCACGUCCGAGCUCAACCCUCUCAAGGUCUGUUCGCCAAACGUCGUCAUGCAAUUCGCCCGCGUCGCGCACGCCACGGGCUUCGUUUAUUGCUAUUCGAUCAUGGAGGCCAAUCGCCGUUCCGACUAUGCCCCAAACGCCGAGGGCGGACGCCCUCUGCCCAAGCCUAAAGCUAUCGUGUUUGAGCAGUCGGUGACGUCCGAGCUCAACGCGUUCUUUCCCUUUGACCCAUACAAGCUGCCGCGCUCGGGGUCGUACAUACAGGGAGUGUACCGAGAAUGGUCAUCUGUGGCCAUUGACGACGGAGAUGAGGAGGAGGAAGAUGACGAAGAUGAUGAGGGUGGCGAGGGGGAUGACGAAGAUGUAGCAUCUCAGCCCAUCGGUAUCAUGAUCAACGGCGCGCGCGCGGGGUCCCAGCCAGCUGAUGAGGCUGACGGGCUUGGGGAGUCGUUUGGGGGUAUGAGUAUCAGCCCCGCGCGGCCCGAGCACACACCGCAGGUUUUGGUUGUAUGAUAGGUGGCUAUACAUUCAUCAUGAACAGUCUUGUUUCACUAUUGCUUUGUCGUUUUUUGCUCUUUGCUCUCGCAACACGGAUCUUGCCUCUGG
Messenger RNA from Dichomitus squalens LYAD-421 SS1, 2479 nucleotides. Its product is annotated as RNA polymerase I-specific transcription initiation factor RRN3. Gene Ontology annotation, molecular function: RNA polymerase I core binding; RNA polymerase I general transcription initiation factor activity. The transcript is spliced from 6 exons. The record is from RefSeq and is a predicted model, not a curated record. Lineage: Eukaryota; Fungi; Basidiomycota; Agaricomycetes; Polyporales; Polyporaceae. Gene Ontology annotation, cellular component: nucleus. Bases 17 to 2386 code for a protein of 789 amino acids. Gene Ontology annotation, biological process: transcription initiation at RNA polymerase I promoter.